AUGACACAAGCUUACCUUCUCAUGAGAGCGAUGACAUCUGUCUCGUCAAUUGUUUUACGCCCGGAGUGUUCGGAGUACGUCGACAAAUCCCCGCUUGCUUGCUCAAAGAACCAGUCUGUGGCCUGCUGGAUGGCAGCCAUGGUGUCCUUGGUGAUUCUCGUUUUCUUGUUCCCGGACCUAGCAAAUCGCAUUGCCAGCUUCUUUACCACUCCUGCAGGCAGGCUUGGGACCGGGAUACCAUGUUUAGAGACCUUUUGUUUCUUCCGUGGUGGUUCAGGCUGGUCUUCCUGUUCCAUUUCCACCUCUUCCGCUUCUUGUUCUACGGGUUCUGGUGUCCCUCUGUUAGGUGACACGUCAUCCAUGGCUGGCUCAAAACCGCCCGUCCCGAAAUCGCUUCCUGACGGCGGACUAUCUGGACCCCCGAAUUCUGGCGGCACAGUUUCUAAUUCGAAUGUGUCCUGUUCAUUUUCAUUCUCAAUUGACACAGUAUGA
Molecule: messenger RNA, 492 nt
Organism: Trichophyton rubrum CBS 118892
Lineage: Eukaryota; Fungi; Ascomycota; Eurotiomycetes; Onygenales; Arthrodermataceae
Exons: 1
Coding region: 1-492 (163 amino acids)
Source: RefSeq, a predicted model, not a curated record